Prinia subflava (tawny-flanked prinia) is the source of this 1127-nucleotide messenger RNA. It is a transcript of the gene NUBP1, whose product is annotated as NUBP iron-sulfur cluster assembly factor 1, cytosolic. The record is from RefSeq and is a predicted model, not a curated record. The transcript is spliced from 11 exons. Gene Ontology annotation, molecular function: 4 iron, 4 sulfur cluster binding; ATP binding; ATP-dependent FeS chaperone activity. Gene Ontology annotation, biological process: iron-sulfur cluster assembly. NCBI's taxonomy places the organism in Eukaryota, Metazoa, Chordata, Aves, Passeriformes, Cisticolidae. Bases 20 to 985 code for a protein of 321 amino acids. Gene Ontology annotation, cellular component: cytosol.
CCGGAAGUGACGCAGCGCUAUGGCGGAGGCGGCGGGCGCACCGGAGGAGUGCCCCGGGACCGGCAGCGCCCAGGCGGGCAGGGCGGCCGCCUGCCAGGGAUGCCCCAACCAGGGGCUGUGCGCGGCCGGCGCGGCCGGGCCGGACCCGGCGGAGGCGGCGGAGCUGCGGGCGCGGCUCCGGGCCGUGCGGCACACGGUGCUGGUGCUGUCCGGCAAGGGCGGCGUGGGCAAGAGCACCUUCAGCGCCCUGCUGGCGCACGGGCUGGCGGCGGACGAGAACAAGCAGGUCGCUCUGCUGGACAUAGAUAUCUGUGGGCCGUCGAUUCCUAAAAUAAUGGGUCUAGAAGGAGAACAGGUUCAUCAGAGUGGAUCUGGAUGGUCUCCAGUGUAUGUUGAAGAAAACCUAGGUGUCAUGUCGGUGGGGUUCUUGCUUAGUAGUCCUGAUGAUGCUGUCAUCUGGAGAGGACCAAAAAAGAAUGGGCUGAUCAAGCAGUUUCUGCGUGAUGUGGACUGGGGUGAAGUGGAUUACCUGAUCGUGGACACGCCCCCGGGAACAUCAGAUGAGCACCUGUCCAUCGUGCAGUACCUCAGUGCCACCCACAUCGACGGCGCCGUCAUCGUCACCACGCCCCAGGAGGUGUCACUUCAGGACGUUCGGAAGGAGAUCAGCUUCUGCCGCAAGGUGAAGCUGCCCAUCAUAGGCGUGGUGGAGAACAUGAGCGGCUUUGUGUGUCCCAAGUGUAAGAAUGAAUCUCAGAUCUUUCCCCCAACUACUGGUGGUGCGGAGAAGAUGUGCCAGAACUUGAAUGUUUCCCUCCUGGGUAAAGUGCCUCUGGAUCCACAGAUAGGAAAAAGUUGUGACAGAGGCCAGUCUUUCUUGGCUGAAGCACCCGAGUCUCCAGCUACGUUAUCUUACAGGAAUAUCAUUCAAAGGAUUCAGGAAUACUGUGAACAACAGCAUUUGGAAGAAGAAAAGAUAAUGUAAUCUGGAAAUGGAACAAAAAUGUAGUUCGUCUUUAAUUAUAGAAAAGUAACUUAUGCCUUGAUUUAUUAAAGGAAUGUAUUCUUUUUGUAUAUUGCAAAUAAAUUCUUAAUAUAAAGGCCUUUUGUUUUUUCCAAAAGUUCAA